Molecule: messenger RNA, 1281 nt
Organism: Phalaenopsis equestris
Lineage: Eukaryota; Viridiplantae; Streptophyta; Magnoliopsida; Asparagales; Orchidaceae
Product: transcription factor bHLH18-like
Exons: 5
Coding region: 1-1281 (426 amino acids)
Molecular function (GO): protein dimerization activity
Source: RefSeq, a predicted model, not a curated record
AUGUAUCUUUAUUCUUUCAACCUCACUUCUUCCUGCUUGAAAUCCAUAAAAUCUUUCUCGCAGAGACUAUGGAACUUCUCAACUGGAAAGUUCUUGAAAACCUACACAGGCCAUGAGAAUUCGAAGUACUGCAUCCCUGCAAGUUUCUCUGUGACAAAUGGCAAGUACAUCGUCAGCGGUUCGGAGGACAACUCCAUCUACCUUUGGGAUCUACAAACAAGAAAGAUUGUCCAGAAACUCGAAGGCCACACUGAUACCGUCAUCGCAGUUUCCUGUCAUCCGUCAAAAAAUAUGAUCGCAUCUGGCGCUCUAACAAACGAUCGAACGGUGAAGAUCCAUGGAUUCAGAAGCAGUAGCUGGACGCUGGCUUUCGGAGACAACAGUAAGUGGGAACUGAGCUCACUGGACCAUCUCCUAUGGGAUGACUUGGAUAAAACGCUCUCAUCUGAGAGCUUUUCCUUGAACCUUACUGCUACAAGCAAAGCACACAGCUGCGGCUCAUCCAUCGACUCCUGUGGAGCCAUGGCGGCCACUGAAAGCUCGAAGAAGGUCCCGAAAACAUCGUCAGUGAGCAUGCUCUCUUUCGGAAGAGAGACGUCGGAGCUGUACAAGGACCUGGUUAUAGGAGCUGCGAAUCCAUCGAUUGGCUUGAAGAGAAGCUAUGAAGCCAUGGCGGCUGCUUCGCAGGGGAAGAAGAAGGAAGCAGGGGUCUUGGUGCAGAGGCCUAAUUCUUCACACAACCAGGAUCAUAUUUUAGCUGAGAGGAAGAGGAGGGAGAAGUUGAGCCAGAGAUUUAUAGCUCUUUCAGCCAUUGUUCCUGGCCUCAAGAAGAUGGACAAAGCAUCAGUGUUAGGGGAUGCAAUAAAGUACCUAAAAACACUACAAGACAAAGUAAGAACUCUAGAGGAGCAAGCAGCCAAGAGAACAGUUGAGACUGCUGUUCUCGUGAAGAAAUCUCACAUCUCUGCCGAAGAAGAAAACGAGGCUUCUUCCUCCGAUGAGAACUUCGCCGGAGAUGGAUCUCGGCUGCCUGAGAUUGAAGUUAAGCUCUCAGGAAAGUCAUUGCUGAUCAAAAUCCACUGCGAGAAUAUAAGGGGAGUGCUGGUUCGAGCGCUUUUAGAGAUCCAAAAACUUCAACUUGCGUUGGUGAGCGUCAGUUCGGUGGCUUUUGCGGCGUCGUCUCUUGAUAUCACAGUGAUGGCUCAGAUUGAGGAUGGGUUUUCUAUGACAGUGAAGGAUCUGGUGAGGAAGUUAAGUUCAGCCUUCAGACUGUUCGAUUGA